GGAGAGCGCGCAUUACGCACACCCUGAUCUUCUCCACACAGAACCAGUGUGGCGCACAGACAGGCAGCAGCCCUUCACAAAGUGGGAAGUUUUCGCCAAAGGAUUCUGUGUAAAUAUUAAUCACCUUCAUGUCGACUCUGUUGGAUACUAACCCGCCGAUGCUAUGGUUACCUUUAUUACGAUCUUACAGGUGAAUCUAGUGAUGUCCAUCCUGCUCUAUGUGAUGGUCCUCGUGUACCUCUAUGGUAUCCAGGCAACCAACAUGGACAGCAGUCGCCAAGGGCAACAACAGCCAAGUCCCGACCCUUUAAACUCUCUCAUAAUCCAGCUGCUUCAGGCUGACCUGACAAGGGGGAAGACCAGGGCAAACCAGAACCAGCAGGGGAAAAGCAGGGACAUGGAGCUACAGGACACGCUGCCCCCUCUCUUGAGCGCAAACUUUCCUUUAGAGGAGCACAGGGAUGGAGAGCAGUGGGGAGCAGGGGGCCGCAGUGACGGUGCGGCCGAUCAGCAGGUGAUGCUGUUGAACUCAGACCUGCUCAGGCAGCACAAGCGGUACAACUCGCCUCGAGUGAUGCUCAGCGACCGGCCGCCGCUGCAGCCGCCGCCGCUGUACCUCGCGGAUGAUUUCGUGAGCAGCGGGCUGGACAGAGGCCCAGCGGGAAACAAGACGCGAAAGAAGCGCUACGCCGAGCACAAAAGCUAUCGCGGGGAAUAUUCCGUUUGUGACAGCGAGAGCCAGUGGGUAACGAAUAAAACCCACGCGGUGGACACCAGGGGGGACCCCGUGACUGUUCUGGCCAAAAUUAAAACCAGUGCCAUGCAGGACAUCAAACAGUACUUUUAUGAGACGCGCUGUCGCACCCCGAGGCCCUUCAAGGGAGGCUGCAGGGGAAUCGACGAUAAGAACUGGAACUCACAGUGCAAGACGACGCAGACGUACGUUCGAGCACUGACGCAGGUUCGCAACACAGUGGGCUGGAGAUGGAUACGCAUAGACACGUCCUGUGUCUGUGCAUUGUCAAGGAAACGUCAUAGGACGUAAACACAUCAAUACAAGCCCUACUGGGGACUAGCUGUUUGGAAUUCUACUUGCUCUAUAGGAUUUUAUUUCCGGUUCAGUGCUUCCCACCACAGGAUCACGUAUCUUGGUGAACAGGAACAUUCUGCUACAAAGAAUCUCGGGUCCAUUUAAAUGAUAUUUCACAUUAAUGUGCUGCGAAUCCACAAGCUGGUGCGGCACUGCUGUUACAGAAAAGAAAACUGGCCUCAGAGGGACUGGGAGGGAGGGAAUGAGUGUGUGAGGGAGAACUGUACAUAUAAAUUAUUUAAAUUAUAUGAAAUGCAUGUAGUUUAUACAUGUUUAUCUAUCUAUAUAUAAGAUGUAUGAAUAUAUUUGUGUUAUUUAUUGAAAGAAGUCUUCUUCAAAAGGAAAAAAAUGUCUAUAAAAAAGGAAUGAAACAAGCUAUGAACUCAUUCUGAGAUUAUGAUACAGAGCUGGGCUGCAAAGGUGCUUCACAGUAAGACUUUACAUGUGCCUUGACCAGUGUGGCUGCAGAGCAGAGAGAUAGGACAUGGCGUCUGCACAGACAGCAGUGGCCGAAAAGGUUUUGAAGGUGAACUGAAAAAAAAAAAAAAAGUGACAGAUCUGCAGGGACCUGUCCUGUCCUGCUGAAUAAUAUGAAGCCCAAAUUCUUAGCGUUGACGAGACAGAUCAGCCACAAGGCAUCCUAAGAGCAAAACGCAGAUUUGUGACCAAACCUAUGCAUUCGCACUGCGUUCACAGUUGACACUAGUUUUACGAUGUUUAUGCACAGAAAGUCCAUACAUUCAACCGAGAGACUGCUUUGAAAGAAAUAAAAAAAUAAAUAAAAAAUCCUCGCGUGGAAUUUGAUGGCAGUGACUGACGGCGAUUCAGGAAAGUCUGAUUUCUGAAAAACUUGACUCUGUUCACUGAGUUUUACUCACAACUGGUAUCAUGAGAUGUUUUUGUUUCCUCCCUUUAAUAAAAACCUAUAUUUCUUAAA
Messenger RNA from Mugil cephalus (flathead mullet), 2027 nucleotides. It is a transcript of the gene ntf3, whose product is annotated as neurotrophin 3. NCBI's taxonomy places the organism in Eukaryota, Metazoa, Chordata, Actinopteri, Mugiliformes, Mugilidae. The transcript is spliced from 2 exons. The coding region runs from base 164 to 1045 and encodes 293 amino acids. Gene Ontology annotation, biological process: nerve growth factor signaling pathway; positive regulation of peptidyl-serine phosphorylation; regulation of neuron differentiation. The record is from RefSeq and is a predicted model, not a curated record. Gene Ontology annotation, molecular function: growth factor activity; nerve growth factor receptor binding.